AUGCGACAGGCAGAGAAAUUUACAAGUUAUUUUGCGUACGGAUUGCUGGGGGCCAGCGGCUGCGGUAAGACAACACUGUUAAGUUGUCUCGUCGGCCGACGAACCUUAAAUAACGGAGAGGUACUCGUCCUGGGACAUGAGCCGGGCUCUCCUAACAGCGGAAUUCCCGGACCGCAGGUUGGCUACAUGCCACAAGAAUUGGCGCUGUACGACUAUUUUACCAUCAAGGAGACCCUGGAAUAUUUCGGGCGCAUUUAUAAAUUGAAAAGUGCUUUUGUGAAAUCGCAAUUGAAGUUUCUGUCCAAUUUGUUGGAUCUGCCCCCGUGUGAUCGUUACGUCAAGACGCUGAGUGGCGGACAGCAGCGACGCGUCUCUUUCGCCGUCGCUUUGUUUCACGAUCCUGAUUUGCUCAUCUUGGACGAACCGACAGUUGGCGUUGAUCCUUUACUGAGCAACAGGAUAUUUUUGUUCACGUACUUGUUGCCGGCCUUGCAAGCAGCCCUAUUCAAUGUGACCCUUGGGCACGAGCCAAUGGGCCUGAAAAUGGCCGUCGUCAAUGAAGAAAUCGAUCCGAGUCUGGGCCGCGUUUGCAACUACACGACAGAUUGCGCUUAUUCGAUGCUCAGCUGUCGCUACCUUCGCUACAUUAAUAACAACAUCAUUCAGGUUGAGAUUGUGUAUAAUAUGGCUGUGGCCUUAACAGCCGGUGUUUUCAUUACUGAGAGAAAACAAGGACUCAUCGACCGCAGUCUAGUGGCAGGUGUUCAAAUGCCUGAGAUCUUGCUGAGCUACUUGAUAAACCAGUUUACCAUCAUCAUUGGCCAAACCGCUUUGGUGUACCUGUUCAUGUUAAUGGUGUUCAAGAUUCCUUGUCAGGGCGAUUUGGCACUAGCCAUUUUGAUCACUCUUCUCCAAGGGCUUGUCGGCAUUUCUUUCGGACUGCUGAUAUCCACCGGAUGCGAUAACGAAAUGGGAGCCCUUUCACUCUCACAGGCCAGUUUUCUUCCGUUGUUAGUUAUAAGUGGAAUUUGCUGGCCGAUUGAGGGUAUGCCUUUCUACCUGCGCAAAAUCGCGUACGCCACUUUGACGUACGCCAUCGAAUCUGUCGGAUGCAUUUUCGCAAGAGACUGGGGUGUGGAGCAGCCCAAUGUCUACGCCGGAAUUUUAGUUAGUUGCGGAUGGAUUUUGACUUUUCUCGUUCUCUGCUUGGUUGUCGCUCGCGUUCGCAACUCUUCCAGUUAAUAGAACAUUUUACUUUGGCCA
This is a messenger RNA of Daphnia pulicaria, 1263 nucleotides long. RefSeq names its product methionine import ATP-binding protein MetN-like. The record is from RefSeq and is a predicted model, not a curated record. Gene Ontology annotation, cellular component: membrane. Lineage: Eukaryota; Metazoa; Arthropoda; Branchiopoda; Diplostraca; Daphniidae. Gene Ontology annotation, molecular function: ATP binding; ATP hydrolysis activity; ABC-type transporter activity.